CGUGGCCACAGGAUGGACGGCACGGCCUUGGCCGCGGCCCCUCCGCCUCGCAAGCCGCCGCCGCGCGCCUGCCGCUCCUCCCGCCAGCCACCAUCAUUUGCUUUCCUCCUCCAGCUCCGUCCGCUACUGCACCGCACGCCACCCCACUUACCCUCGCCGCCGGCCUGCCACACCGCCGCGACCGCCAUGGACGACCCUCAUAGUGAGGUACCCCUUCCGGCCUUUCCUUCCUUCAAUUGAUCGCACAAAUAGAACCACCUUUACAUCACGAUGCUCAUGGGCCCGCAAGUCGCUCGCGUUCGCAACAGUCCUAGCUAGAACACGCCCAUUCCCGCCGCGGGCGCCAUGGCCGCGCCGCCCGCACGGCACCGUUAGCAUUAGCGAGAAGCAGUCCCAAGCCAGGGUAUGCGCAGCCACCCAGGGAACCAGAGACCGCAUGUUGAUGCUUGCUACAGGAUGAUGUGGAACAGUGCGCAAGUGAAGUGCUCGACGAAAUGUCUUAAAUACCUGCUGCUGGUCUUCGUGCAUUCCGCCUACUGUGGUGAAGAGUCACCGACCAAUGCACUGCUGAUGUCCGUGAUGCCGCCACUUCACCCUGAUGUCAAAUUCCCACUACAGCCGACGCAGCCCAACCUGCAGGACCCUGGAUGCAGCGGCCUCCAUGGACAAAACCUCUGGCUAUGGUUUGCUAACAAUAAAGCAGGAAUUUUUUUUUAUGGAAGCAAUCCCCCUUCGACAGCUAAAGAAGAUAACACUGCUAACCAGAGCGUAACCAAUUGCUUUGCUGAGGAUAAAACAAACCAGGACAGCAAUAUAAAACCAAGUAAAAGGCAGAAACAUUCAUCUGAGCCUAAAACUGUGAAUGCUUUUCAACGGGUGAGGCUGGAGGAUGUCAAAUUUGCAGAUGAGAGACUUCAGGAUAACUCUUAUUGGGCUAAGGGUGGUGGAGAAACUGGUUUUGAUGCGAAGGCGCAAGAGAUCCUUGGUCAAGUCGAGGAAGGGGCUUUUGGCGUGAGAAGACCAAGAAGAAGCGCGGAACAUACAGGGGUGGACAAAUUGACCUACAAACUCACUCGAUCAAGUUUGACAAUUCGGAUGACGAGUGACCGCUUAGCUUCACCAAAGAUGGGAGUUGGGAGAAGUCUACUGCAUUUAGCAGCUGACCAUUUCUAUGGACAAUUACCUGAUCAGUCUUGCUCUGGUUGGAAGGUUUUGGAGGUGAGGUGGUGCUACGUGGUAAACUAUCGAAGUCAUAUGUCGAGUGCGAGGAAUCUGAAACUUUAAUGAAGAAACACGGUCUAGCGAUUUUCACAUACUUUCACAUCCAGAUUUCAUAUUUUUUGAGAACCUUUAAUAGUAUCCGUGGAGUAAGAGACACCAUAAUCUGAGAGGUAGGUUAUUAUUUUUUGCAUUUUUCUCCCCACAGCCAUAUGAAAUUAAUACAUCUACACAAUGCUCUUAUCUUAGAUUAUAUCCAUGAAUAAAAGUUGAUAUGUCAAUUUAUUUGUAACUGAGAUAUUUCUAUGGUUUGCAUGCACAGAGCCUACAUACAUACAUUUACAAUGUCUUAAUUACAUAACAACGUGUGCACAGAUAUGUCAAUUUGCAUGUAUUUUCAGGAACUAACUGAAGCAUACAAAUAUUUGCUUCCACCUAUUUUUUUCUAUUAUAUUUCUUUGUACUUACUAUUAUGCUUCAAUUAA
Panicum virgatum (switchgrass) is the source of this 1703-nucleotide messenger RNA. RefSeq lists its product as uncharacterized. Bases 406 to 1284 code for a protein of 292 amino acids. The transcript has 5 exons. NCBI's taxonomy places the organism in Eukaryota, Viridiplantae, Streptophyta, Magnoliopsida, Poales, Poaceae. The record is from RefSeq and is a predicted model, not a curated record.